Molecule: messenger RNA, 905 nt
Organism: Myotis lucifugus (little brown bat)
Lineage: Eukaryota; Metazoa; Chordata; Mammalia; Chiroptera; Vespertilionidae
Product: interferon-induced, double-stranded RNA-activated protein kinase-like
Exons: 9
Coding region: 369-905 (178 amino acids)
Biological process (GO): protein phosphorylation
Molecular function (GO): protein kinase activity; ATP binding
Source: RefSeq, a predicted model, not a curated record
CAAGAUUUUUUUAUUCUUUGCAGGAAUCUAAUCCUUUAUCCCUGCCGACAACAGAUACUUCAGAUGAUUUAUCCAGUGAGAAUUUCAUAGGUCGUCUUGAUAGGAUUGCCCAAAAGGAAAGACUCUCUGUAAAUUAUGAACAAAGAAGUGAAUUGAGCCCCGGUGGGGCCGGAAGUUUUUUUUGUAAAUGCAAAAUUGGACAGAAAGAAUAUCCUGGUGCUGUAGGUUCUACUAAACAGAAGGCAAAACAGUUGGCUGCUAAACUUGCAUAUGAAAAGAUACAAUUAGAAAAAAGCUCAACGAAAGGUGAUUCGGGAUCCGCUGACGCUCCCCUGGCUGGGUCCAGUGACUGUGGGAGCAGCUUCUCGAUGGCACCCAAUUCUGAAUCAUCCUCUGAAAGUGGCUUUUCAGGAAAUGGAUCAGAGAGAAAUUAUAACAGUGACAGAGUUAGUAAUGCUCUUUCAUCUUCUGUGAGUAGUCUCAGAAAAGGUUUGAAGAACGUGAAAAUAAAUUUGGCGCCUAAGUUUGACUCUCCUGUAAAUGAGCAUACUGUGGAUGAGAGGUUUAUCAAGGAUUUUGAAGAAAUAGCACCAAUUGGCUCUGGUGCAUAUGGCAGUGUUUUCAAAGCAAAACACAGAAUUGAUGGGACAACUUACGUUAUUAAACGUGUUAAAUACAAUAACGAAUCAUUGACGAAGUGCCUUUUCAUCCAAAUGGAAUUCUGUGAUAAAGGGACAUUAGAAGACUGGAUUGAGAGCAGAAGAAGGGAGAUUCCAAACAAAGAUUUGUCUUUGGGAACAUUUAAGCAAAUAGUAACAGGAGUGGAUUAUAUACAUUCACAAGGGUUAAUUCAUAGAGACCUUAAGCCAAGUAACAUAUUUUUAGUCCACAGGCCGACACUCUAG